CGUACUCUGUUGUAUCAAUAUCCGUUCUUUUUCUCUCCUCUCUUAUUCUUCUUUCUCUUCUUCUUCUUCUUCCGUAUAGUAGUAGUAUUGCCAAGACUACUGUGUCUUAGCCGGCUCAUCACGGAUGUUCAAGGUAUCCGGAUGGGGGUUGACAUUGCCAAGGCCCUGCGUGAGACGACUAACACCUUGGGAUGAUCAGCUAGUCUGGUAAAUACUACGGCACAAUUUCUGAUUUGUUUUCUCGUUCCCCUGGUAUUAUACUUCCUCCAGGUGGCACUUUUUUUUCCAUUACAUUUGGCGGCUUGUCCGUUAAUGUGAAGAAGAAAACAUGCUGGCUUUGCCUCUUUUUAUCUCGUCUCUUUUCGUUAUUCUCAUCGCCCUCCUCCUCGUUUGUUUUUGUCGAUGGGCGCACGACCGGUUCACUAGUCAGUCAUUCAUCGAUGCGCAGGGACCGCGAUGGCGGUUUGUACUAGGUGUUUCCUGUGUGAUAUGAUAUGGUCAUGAUGUAGUGGCAGGCUUGAGACGGAUGUGGUAAAGGAGUUGGGGCGGAUGUGGUGGU
Trichoderma asperellum CBS 433.97 is the source of this 559-nucleotide messenger RNA. NCBI's taxonomy places the organism in Eukaryota, Fungi, Ascomycota, Sordariomycetes, Hypocreales, Hypocreaceae. The record is from RefSeq and is a predicted model, not a curated record.